AUGUAUAAGUUGACUAAUUUAAAUGACUGUCUUAUAAAUAUUUUCACUGCUAAACAACCAUAUAUUGAAGCAAGUGAAUUAAAUGCCAAUGAUGUACAAGUUACAUUGAUUAUGCAAGGUUUACAGGCACCUAGUCGAGGAUUUUGUGGACUUAUUAAACCCGGUUGUUCAGGGAAUUUUCACAGUGAUUCUUUCAAUACAACAUCUGCAAGUAUUAGUCAACAAUUAGGCAAUGGUUUAUUAAAAGUGGAGCUUGGUGAAUAUUCAUUAAAUGUUCUAUGCGAAUUAACUAAUCCUAAUUAUACUUAUGAAUAUACUGUACGUCAAUUUCCAUCGAAAAUUAUACCAACAUUUUGUACGUUUAAAAUACAAAAUAAUAAAGUCAAAUUACGUUUGAGAAAAGCUUGUGGUUCUGAACAAUGGGCUGGUGCAUUAGCUGUUAAAGGUUUAGAUCAAAGUUGACAACUGCACAGUAACAUAUAUCAUUAUGAGUUAGAAAUAUACAACAAAUAUUUUGUACAUGAUAUUAUAUGAGAUCUAUUAAUUAAACUGUAAUAUACAUAUAUGUAUACAUACACUUGUUACUGAAUCUAAUUCUAUUGUAUUGGAUCAAAUAUUCAAUGACUACGAUUGGAGCAUCGUACUUCAGUACAACGAUUAUAUUCCAAUCUUUCUUAUGAUUUUUUUCUUUUGUUUAAAUGAACAUAUUCUCCUUUUAUAAAUGACUUUUUAGUGUAUUAUCAAACCUUUGACUUUUUUAUUCAACGUAAAUUACUAAUAUCGCUUUCCUAGUUAUAUUUGCCUUUUUUUUUAAAAAGAUGUUGAUGAUGAUAAAAAUAUAGGUAAAUAUAUGAUGCUUGUUUAUUGUAAA
Messenger RNA from Schistosoma margrebowiei, 871 nucleotides. The record is from the annotation of a GenBank genome assembly. NCBI's taxonomy places the organism in Eukaryota, Metazoa, Platyhelminthes, Trematoda, Strigeidida, Schistosomatidae.